Zea mays is the source of this 2623-nucleotide messenger RNA. RefSeq names its product protein MONOCULM 1. The transcript has 2 exons. The record is from RefSeq and is a predicted model, not a curated record. Lineage: Eukaryota; Viridiplantae; Streptophyta; Magnoliopsida; Poales; Poaceae. Bases 381 to 1631 code for a protein of 416 amino acids.
CUUCCCUCUCUAACACACACACACCAGGAGGAAGCAGCCACUUGACCAUUCUCACCCAAAAUCCACUAGGUGCAAGAAUACAGAUGCACCUUGCCACCUUUCCUCUCGUCUACUAGAGAAAAGACACUUCAGGUUGCCAAGUCGACAGCCAAGCCGUUGCUAAUCUCUCUCUCUCUCUCUCUCUCUCUCUCUCUGCACAAGCACGGAGGCAUCUCUGUGACUCUGUGUGUCUCCGAAAUCUGAAUCUCCAUGUUACCGCAAGCUGAGCAUGUCCUGUGACACAAGCUGCUGCCCCUGCCCGUGCACAUGCUACCCGGCCGGCGCAGCUAUUAACCCGCCCGAGCCAUGCGCCUUUGCGCCCACCGCGUCCUGACGCCGCCAUGCUCGGCGCACCCGGCCACGACGGCGACGACGCCGCGGAGCGCGCGCAGGAGCAAGCCGCCGCCGCCGCAGCAGCAGCAGCCGACGAUGCUCCCUCCUCGCCAAGAGGUCUCGUGGUCGCGAGCGCCGGUCUCCUCCACCGCGGCGACGUCGACGGCGCCCGGCGCGCGACGGCUGAGGUCCUGUCCACCAUGGACCAGCGGGGCGACGCGGCCGACCGCCUCGCGCACCACUUCGCCCGCGCGCUCGCUCGCCUCGUGGACGACAAGGCGGCCGCCGCCGGGGGCGGCGACGUCGCCGCGGCGCCCGCGGGAGGGGCUCCGCCGCCUGCGCCCCCGGGGCCGACGGCGUACCUGGCGUACAACCAGAUCGCGCCGUUUCUGCGGUUCGCGCACCUGACGGCCAACCAGGCGAUCCUCGACGCCGCCGCUAGCACCAGCGGCGGCGCGCGGCGGUUGCACAUCGUCGACCUUGAUGCCGCGCACGGCGUGCAGUGGCCGCCGCUGCUCCAAGCCAUCGCUAACCGCGCGGACCCCGCCGUCGGUCCGCUUGAGGUCCGGAUCACCGGCGCUGGACCCGACCGCGACGUGCUCCUCCGCACGGGGGACCGUCUCCGCGCCUUCGCCAGCUCACUGAACCUCCCCUUCCGUUUCCACCCGCUCCACCUCCCCUACUCCGUGCAGCUCGCCGCCGACCCGAACACCGGGCUGGAGCUGCACUCGGACGAGACUCUGGCCGUCAACUGCGUGCUCUUCCUGCACAGGCUCGGCGGCGAGGGCGAGGUCGCCACGUUCCUGAAGUGGGUUAAAUCCAUGAACCCCGCCGUGGUGACCAUCGCCGAGAAGGAAGCCAAUAGCAUCGGCAGCGACGACUGUUCCGAUGACCUGCCGCGGCGGGUGACUGCGGCGAUGAGCUACUACUCGGCCGUGUUCGACGCCCUGGAGGCGACGGUGCCGCCGGGCAGCGCUGACCGCCUCUUGGUGGAGAGCGAGGUCCUCGGCAGAGAGAUCGACGCGGCGCUGACGCCGGGUCGCGUCGGCGAACACUCCUGGGGGUUCGAUGCGUGGGCCUCCGCCGCGCGUACCGCCGGGCUCUCGCCUCGGCCGCUCAGCGCGUUCGCGGUGUCGCAGGCGCGGCUGCUGCUGCGGCUGCACUACCCGUCGGAGGGGUACGUCGCCGAGGAGGCACGCGGCGCGUGCUUCCUCGGCUGGCAGACGCGGCCGCUCAUGGCGGUUUCGUCUUGGCAAUAGACAACGUGAAGCGGCCAGCGCUGACUCUUGGACCUUGUCGUGCAUACCUACCUGGUGUGCUCUUCUGCUUCGCCAUGAUUAAUGUGGCAUCGAUCUUGCUGGCUACCUAAACAUGGAUGGCACCUGCAUGCACCACUGCAUUGCCGGCAACAAGCAAGGAGCCAUGACACUUGUGGAUCGAGUGUGGCAAUCUGAUCUGUUACGCGGUUGAAGAGAUUUAUUUGGUAAGAUUUUGGAUGGAAGAAGACCGCGCCCCUGCGUGCGCCCAUGGAUCUAGGGGGAAAUGAACACUAGCCAGAGGAGAGGAGUUAAGUUACCAGCUGCUUGGCCACCACCACCAUUCUCAUGGAUGAUGGCCAAAGGCAUGGCGGCUAGCUUCUCAAACUUGCAAGGUCGAUACUACUUUUGGUUUAGUGCAAUGGCGGAUGAAGGAGGUGGAGGAAGAAGAUGCGAUGGCGUGCGUGAUGGACACGUUGCAUGGAAACGCACCAUUGGGAGAUCCAUGCUAGGAUCUUUGGCAUAAUUCAAUUGUUCAACUUGGGGCCGGCCGGGCACGACAGCCGCAUGACUGCAUGCAUGCGCUGAUGACACCCCUGAAUAGGAGCGGACGGGAUGAUACAAUAACCCACGAGAUUAUACUGUACUGCUUACAUUGCAUUGCAUUGCACCCCUCAAAAAUGAUGCGAAAAGAGCCCACGCAGCCAAGAGACAAGAAGGCAAAGUGAGGCUCUGCAUGCUUUGGCACCGCAAGAAGGCUCUGCUCUUCCUAUUGAUUUGUUGAAUUGGAAUCAUGUCAUUGUUCUGUUGCCGUAAGCGAUAUGCGCGCAACCGGCUUGAGCGUAUAUAUGUAUAUCUAUUUGCUUCAGAUAUCGCCAUGCAAAAAUAGCAUAGUAUAACUAGCUAAAUUAUCGUCUGCGCGUUUCAAGGUUCAUGCCUCCGUAAUUUUUGAUCAACAAUAAAUAUAUAUCGUUGGAUCGGACUCGUAUUUGUUA